Molecule: messenger RNA, 5415 nt
Organism: Patella vulgata (common limpet)
Lineage: Eukaryota; Metazoa; Mollusca; Gastropoda; Patellidae
Product: DCN1-like protein 1
Exons: 7
Coding region: 107-895 (262 amino acids)
Biological process (GO): positive regulation of ubiquitin-protein transferase activity; protein neddylation
Cellular component (GO): ubiquitin ligase complex
Molecular function (GO): cullin family protein binding; ubiquitin-like protein binding; ubiquitin conjugating enzyme binding
Source: RefSeq, a predicted model, not a curated record
GAUUAGAUAUUAUUUAUCAAACAUCGAGCUAUCAAAUUGAAAACAAAAAUCAUCCAAUAUUUAACAGCGCAUGUGUAAACGGAAGUGUCGUUAGACAUCUGAAAACAUGCACAAGUUAAAGAGUUCACAAAAGGACAAGGUCCGUCAGUUUAUUGCAUUUACUCAAACUGUAGAAAAAACAGCAAUAAAUUGUUUAGGGGUACACGACUGGAAAUUAGACGUCGCAGUUGAUAAUUACUUCUCAAAUCCAGAAAGAUACAACAGCAGUGGCGAAUCAAGGACAGCGGUAGAUCGAAGGAGACUAGAUGUACUAUGGAAUAAAUAUAAAGACCCACAUGAAGAAGAUAAAAUGACGGUCGAUGGUGUUAUGAAAUUUUUAGAAGAUUUAAGUUUAAACCCAGAAUCUAGAACUGUUCUUAUAUUAGCCUGGAGAUUUAAAGCAGCCACACAAUGUGAAUUUACUAAAGAUGAAUUUAUAAAUGGAAUGUUGGAAUUAGGGUGUGAUUCUGUUGAAAAAUUAAGAGUGAAAUGUUCAACGAUGGAAUUUGACAUAAGAGACCCUGUGAGGUUUAAAGAUUUUUACCAGUUCACUUUUAACUAUGCCAAGAAUCCAGGACAGAAAGGUCUAGAUUUGGAGAUGGCCUUAGCAUACUGGAAUAUAGUUUUGGCAGGGAGGUUUAAAUUUUUGGAUUUAUGGGUAUCAUUUUUACAAGAACAUCAUAAAAGAUCUAUACCUAAAGAUACCUGGAACUUGUUAUUAGAUUUCUGUAAUAUGAUAAAUGAUGAUAUGACAAAUUAUGAUGAAGAAGGAGCCUGGCCUGUGUUAAUAGAUGACUUUGUAGAAUAUGCUAAACCUUUAAUUCUAACUGGAGGAUCUCGUAGUACAACCGUUUAAAAAUAUUAUAAACAUAUACAGAUAGUUUUUAUUCUUAACAACAGCUAUGUUUACCCUAGCAACGUCUGGAUAAAACAGCUUUUGAACUAUUAAGCUAAAAGACAAUGUAGAUAUUUUGUAUUUAUAAACAUUGAGUGAUAUAAUUAAUGAAGAGGAAUGUUGAUGUUGUGAAAAGAUCAAAUAAUUUUUUUACUUUUCAUCUGAUAAAAUCAAGAUGUGGAAUGUUACUACAGAAAGAGGUGUCAUGUUCAAGAACAACAAGUGAUUAAUCCUAUGAGUAUUUAAGUAGUUGUUAAAUAAUCCAUUCAGUUGUUCACUUAGUUAUGUUUUGCACAAUGACAUUCUGUUAACCCUUUAGGAAAACAUUUUACACAUUAACCAAUGUCAUUAUAUCUUGUUUGAUUGUUGACCGUUCUUAGGAAAGUUUAAAAUGACACAAUCUCUCUAAUUUGAUGGAGAUGCUAUGGUUAAACCUGAUAUGUUAAUGGUGAAGUCCUAGUUUUAAAUGGCUCUCUGAACUAAGACUGUUUAAGGAUGUUAAUCAAUGCCAAAUGUGAAGAAAUAGCUUGUUAACCCCUUAAGAAACAAGAAAUUUUCUUAGUACAAGUCUGAGUAAUAGUUUAUGCAGUCACAAGGUAUGGUAAAUGCCAGUAAAAGAAUGUCAUCUCCAACUCCACCUGACUACUGGAAGUUUGUAUUUCUAUUUACAAUUUCUGAAAUUUUUCUUUUUGUUUUCUCAAAAAAAUUCAAGUGAUUAAUCUCCACCCUGAAUAAUCAAAAUAUCAGAUUAGCCAAACUGCCUUAAAUGAAAGCAGUCAUGCUCCUAUUAAAUUAGAAGAUGAAAAUCUGAAAUAUUGUGAAAUGAAUCAACUGUAAUGACAUUGGUAUUGUGAACAAUAUUGAAUACAUGAUUAGAAUUAAUGACAGAUAGCUUAUCCUACAUUUCUUAAUUAUAUACUAUGUUUACAGAAUUUUAUUUAGUUUGAUGUUUCAUCAAUUUCAUAUCCUCUUGUAUAUUUCUAUACAACAGAUUGUUUUUAUUGAUAAAUUUAAUACUACUUUGAAUAGUAAUAGAACCUUCCACUUGAAAAUUAUGCCAUCAAACAUUUUUAAUUAAUUAAUUGUUUUGCUUAACUAGCUUUCUUCAAUCAGUAGGACUUCAUCGAAAGCUUAGGGGAACUAAAAAACCAUGUGCCCCAUGGUUCCAGUGAAGAAUUCUAAGUUUGUACACUACCUGUUAUCACUCACCCAUUUUUCCUUCAGUUAUUUUUUUGCUUUUAAGACAUAAAAUCUAUCAUUUUUUCAGAAAAGACUACCGCUUGGAUUGUUUAUUUCAUUUCAUUUUUAAAAGUAAAUCCUAAUUUAAGUGUAAUUUUUGGGUGUUUAAAGUGACUAACAUAGAUGCUUAAAAUAGAGUGUCCUGAGGAUGACGAAAGUUUAUAAUUCAGGUAAACUUGUUGGUUGUGUCCCUUUCAUUUGUGUUAUCUUACUCUGAUUAAAGCUGAUGAAUUAUUAAAACUAAUACAUUUAUGUUUCAAUAUUCUUCGAUAGAUAUUAGUUUGUGUGAAGAGGAAAUAGAAAAAAACAAUUGUAACAUUGUUUGCUAUGGAAGAACUUUACUAAUACUACACAUAUAAAUAUGUGUACAGAGAAUUGGAGAUUUAUUAUUUAAGAGCACUGCUAAAAUUCUAUUUUGUAAACAUUCUGGCUGAGUCAGUUGCAUUGUACCCAUUUAUCUUACAUACAAGUUUAUCAGUUUAUUUAAAGGUUUUCUACAGAUUUAUUCUGAAACUGUAAUACUUUAUACUAAAUUUGCUCAGUAAUAACUCAAGUAAUUGUUAAAAAUAGACUAAUAUUUUUGUACUUCUAAAUUCUUGAACAAUUUAUUACUGUUAAAGGGACUAAAUGAGAAGGACAAUAAGAGCUGUUGGUGCCAUUUAUAUUUGUUUAAUCCAUACAGUCUCAUAUAUUUGUCAAAUGAAUUAUAUUUAAAAAGUAAAACUGGGACUAUGUUCUCUUAUUUUAUAAGUAGUUACCCGAUAUUAAAUAAUUAUAUGUACAUUCAGUGCAUAUAGUAAUAUAGAUUACCGGUGAGAAUUUAUUAUUGAAUCAUGGUAAAUAAUACAGUACACAAAUUACACCAUUCUAUCUUAUAGCGUGGUUAACUAGAUUUGAUUUCAUAUUAAAGGUUAUAACUUUGAACCUAUGAAUCUCAGUCCUUAGAAAUAUAUAAAAAUUCUACUCACUGUGUCUCACUAGUCUGGUUUGAGCGCCUUUUCUUUUAUCAUUUUCGAUUCAUGUUUGAAGUUCUUAGCUUUGCAUUCAAAUAGUUCCAUGAAAACAUUCUUUUUACAAUAAGAACAAUUUUUAUUUUUCUGUCAGUGUUUUAAAAAUGUAAAAUAAAGUUACCUUUUCCAAUUCAAAGCUUUGGUUGUGUGAGAAAUCUUGUUUGUAAACAAUUAAAAAACACUGACAAAGAUUACAAGAAUUGAUGAAAGGAUGUGAUCGUAGUUUAGUAUUUUAUUCAUGAUAUGCAAAAUUUGUCAAGAGAAGUGAAGACAGCUUUUCAUAGUCCUUAGUUGUAGGGUCAAAAUAAAGAGAUGGCUAUGAGUAUGGUGAAUAAGGUGUUCUAUUUAAAGUUAAAAUGCAUUAUUAAAUGUAAUAUAACAAAAUUGUAUGCUGUUAUCAAAUGAAUAUGCCUUCAUUAAAGCUUUUGUUAGAAUAUUAGUAAGACUCAAGUCAAAGAGGAAUAAUGUAAGAAAUUGCUUUAAUAUAAAGAGCACAACAAACUGCUGAUCAAGAGGCUUCAAUAUUAUUAAUGCUAAAUAUGUAGAUUAAUCUUGAUCACAUUAAUUCUAGAUGAUUUUAAGUUUAAUUGAGUCAAUGCUGGCCAUAAUGCCAAUUAGAAUCUGUCCAAUGUUUUUUUUUGUUUUUUUUAACACUAUAUAUCUUACUUAAGGUGACCCAGAUGUUCACUGUACAUGAAAUAUGACUAGUCGUAAGUGGUAGACAAGAUUCUAAAGCAUAGCUUUUAUUUGAAAUUUUUUCAUGUCAAGAAGAGGCUUUGCCAUAUAAAAUCUCUCAUAAAGAUGACUAUAAAAUGAAAAUAAAGAAAUGAUGGAAAAUAAUUUAUAUAAAAUAAUAGGUAUAUGAUAUUUUCUGGUAUAUCUAUAUUAUUGUACCAUCUUGUGUUGAAACCUGUAGAUAAGUUGUUCAUCUGUCAAUUACUGUUUAAACCCUAUUUAUCAGUACAUUGCACUAUUAUGGAUAACUUCACAUUGUAAAAAUAAUCAUUAAGAAAUUUAUAAAUCUCAGCUACAGAUUCAUAAUUUUUAGUUGGAGCCGCUGAUUGUCAUAUUUGUAUUUUUCAAACAAUAUCUAAUGGUUCACAGCUUUAUCCACGGUAAAAUGUACUCAAAUAAUUAUUUAACAUGUUAUAAAGUAAACAAAACCAAAAUGUCAACCCUAGACAAUCUUACGGUUUGGAUUAAAAAGAAGUCCCAUCAAAAGAUUUUACCCAAUAUUUAAGAAUUAUUGUGUUCUUGGAGUAUAUUAUAUAGAAAGAUAUUUGUGCUAAAAUGUUUUAAGCCAUUGAUUAGAAAACACUUCCAGCAGAUCUCCAUGCUGAAGUCUGUUCUUAUCUUUACUGAUUUAAUUAAAUUGAUUGCAUUGAAUACAGUAAAUCUGAGGGCCAUGCUUUUGUCAUAAGUUCAACAGAGCCUGCCAAAUCUAACCUUAAUGGGUUUUUUUUAAGUCUUUGUCUAUAAUUUUAAAUUCAGCUCUGCACCAGUCUAAUGUUUAAAACAGACUUUUUUUUUCCGGAGAUGAAAGGAAAACAAAACUCUUAUGUAGUUAUAGUCUAGGUCAACAAGCUGUCUGUUUUGUGUUGUUACAAAAGGUAUGAUGACCUAGACUACUUAAGUUGUUUUUACUUCAAAGGUUGUUAACCUUUAUCUCUACUUUAUUUCCUAUGAUUUGACUGUUUUUUUUCACUUGUUUAUUAUGAAAUAAUGAAUGAAUCAUUAAAAUAAUAAUAUUGUUAACAAUGACUGUCGGUUUGUUUGUUUGUUCAAUCAUGAAUUCAUUAUUUGUUAAAAUCAUAUUUUGCAUUAAAGAGAUAUUACUAUUGCCUAGAAAAUAAAAGUAAAUAAUUUUGAAUAAUAAAACAAAAAAAACUUAGAACGUCUAAUUAUUGAAAAUCCAAACAUUUAUCUGCUCCCAGUAAGAUAUUUUUUCUACAAUGGAUUGUUCAUGAAACUCCUUAAGAUGACAAUCAAAUUUGAACAUGCACAACUGUAAAGGCACUGUAACGUAACUGUAUAAGCAAAUCAUGUCAAAUUUUAAAGCGCUACUGUCUCUUUGAUAGGGUUUCUGUGGUCACAUGUCGGUGUGGAGUCAAAAGGUCGUAUCUGGCAUAUUUUGCGAGAUUCACUUUUUUGCUUCUUCAGAAUGAGAAUUUUUUUGCACAUCUUUUCAUCUGGUUGUCAUAUUUCUAAGCCAAUAAAAAGAGGUUUUAUAGA